CCUCCUCCUCCUCCUCCUGUUCUCAACAUUAAACCAUAAAUGCUGUGAUCUCCUCACACACACACACACACACACUCUUCUCCAGCUCCUGCCGUCUCCUCUGCUCUUCUGUCCUGUGUGAUUCAUCUCCAACCACUCAUCAUGGUUUCCCACAAGGAGUUUGCAGAAGCGGGGAAACAGCCCGGCCUUCAGGUGUGGCGUAUCGAGAACAUGGACCUGAAGCCAGUUCCUAAGGCCCUGCAUGGCAACUUCUACACCGGGGACGCCUACCUGCUACUGUACACAACCUCCGCCCCCUCAUACUGCAUUCACAUGUGGCUAGGAGAGGAGUGUUCGCAGGAUGAGAGUGGAGCGGCGGCCAUCUUUGCCACACAGCUGGAUGACUUCCUGGGCGGUGGGCCGGUGCAGUUCAGAGAGGUGCAGAACUUCGAAUCCAACACGUUUAUGGGCUACUUCAAGUCAGGAAUCAAGUACAAGGACGGAACAUUACGAGAAAAGCCUUCACUGAAGAAAGGGGGAGUUGCAUCAGGAUUUAAGCAUGUGGUGACCAACGAUGCCAACGUGAAGCGGCUGCUUCAUGUCAAGGGUCGGAGGAUCAUCAGGGCCACGGAGGUAGACAUGACCUGGGCCAGCUUCAACAAGGGAGACUGCUUCCUUAUUGACCUGGGAAAGGACAUCUACCAGUGGUGUGGCAGUGAGUGUAACCGUUUCGAGAAGCUGAAGGCGUCUGAAGUCGCCAUCGACAUCAGAGAUAAUGAGAGGAACGGCCGGGCCAAGCUGCACAGGGUGGAGGAAGGAGAAGAGCCACAAGCAAUCAUAGAGGUUCUGGGGCCAAUAACUGGAAUCGCUCCCAGUAUACCUGAUGAUGACAAGGUGGAAGUGUCCAACAGGAAGAAGGGUGCCCUGUACAUGAUCUCUGAUGCUUCCGGUUCCAUGAAAGUUUCGGUUGUGGCCUCAUCGAGUCCCUUCAAACAGGCCAUGUUGUCUCAGGAGGACUGUUACAUCUUGGACAACGGGGUGGACAAGAACAUAUUUGUCUGGAAAGGUCCUAAAGCUAACCUUUCAGAGCGUAAAGCAGCCAUGGCAGCAGGACAGGAGUUCAUCAAAGAGAAAGGAUACUCCAACAAGACUCAGAUCCAAGUACUUCCUGCAGGAUCCGAGACGACUCUGUUCAAGCAGUUCUUCAGUGACUGGAGGGACAAAGACGAGACCACCGGCCCAACUAAGGCCUACACCAUCGGCCGCAUCGCCAAAGUGGACCAGGUGCCCUUCGACGCCUCCACCCUCCACACCAACAAGGCCAUGGCGGCCCAGCACGGCAUGGUGGACGACGGCACGGGCAAAGUUCAGAUCUGGCGUGUUGAGGAUGACAAGGUGCCUGUAGAUCCGUCCUCCUACGGCCACUUCUAUGGUGGAGACUGUUACCUCAUCCUCUACAGCUACAGACUAGGAGGCCGUGAGCAGCACAUCAUAUACACCUGGCAGGGGCUGAAGUGCACCAAAGAUGAGUUGGCGGCUUCGGCAUUCCUCACAGUGAAGCUGGAUGACUCCAUGGGAGGAUCACCAGUUCAGGUGAGGGUGACCCAGGGCCAGGAGCCUCCCCACCUGAUGAGCCUGUUCCAGGGUAAACCCAUGAUUAUCCACAGCGGGGGGACGUCACGCAAAGGUGGACAGACACAGGCCGCCAGCACUCGCCUCUUCCACAUCCGCCAGAGCUCCAACCGCGCCACUCGGGCUGUAGAGGUUGAUGCGUCUUCUUCCAAUCUGAACACCAACGACGUGUUCGUGCUGAAAACUUCCAGUGCUCUGUUUGUCUGGCGAGGACAGGGCGCCACUGAUGAGGAGAUGGACGCAGCCAAGCAUGUGACGAGCUUCCUGGGGGGCAGCGUCACUCAAGUAUCGGAGAGCAAGGAGCCAGCUGAGUUCUGGUCUGCUCUGGGAGGUAAGCAGGACUACCAGACCUCCAAGAGUCUGAGGAACAUGGUCAAACCUCCACGUCUCUUUGGCUGCUCCAACAAAACUGGAAGACUCACUGUUGAAGAAGUACCAGGAGAUUUCACUCAGUCAGAUCUGGCCACUGAUGAUGUUAUGCUUCUGGAUACAUGGGACCAGAUCUUCAUUUGGGUUGGCAAUGACGCUAAUGCAGAGGAGAGGAACGGAGCUCCUAAAAUAGCAAAAGACUAUGUGGACUCUGACCCGUCUGGUCGCAGUGGACUACCCAUCACCACCAUAAAACAGGGAGCAGAGCCCCCGACUUUCACAGGCUGGUUCCAGGCUUGGGAUGCCAAGAUGUGGGAUACAGAUCGACUGGCAAAAAUAUUUGGAUGUUCCUGAAGCUGCAGGCCCUUCCUCCCAGUCUAACCUAUCCAGCACCUUCUAUUGCCGUUAUGUUUACCUUAACCCUAAGUGCCAAAACCAAUGUUGUUGUUGUUGUUGUCAGGUUGAGGCUGGCUUGAUGCAGUGCACCAGGCCUAAUAAACAGGAAUAUGUCACAUAAGCAGUUAUAUAAUAUCCUUUUGUAUCACUGAUAGAGGUGGUUUAUUGAUCUAUAGCAUCCGACAGUUUGUCCCUCUGUUAAUUAGAGCAUCUAAUAUGAAUAAGAAAUAAGUAAGAAAGCCAUAUCACACUCCCGGUCAUAUCCUGUGUUUCUGUUUGCCCUCUUUUACUGCAUUACAUUUGUAUCCAGAAUACAUUGUCAUGCUUUCCUUUACGUUCUGUCUGUUUUAACAGAGUAUUUCUGUACUUUCAUAGUGAACCAGUACACUUACAGAGACUCCACUGCUGCAUUGUGUGUGUUUUGUCACUGGUACGGAAUACUUUUAUUUGCAUGCUGCAUUUGUUAAAAAUCUAAUCCUGUGCUUGACAAAAUUUCUAGAAGGUGUGGAUGUUAUGUAGCCUAAACACAGUCUAAUGUGUCAACUCUGCGACUAGUAUUUGACCCUGAAAUGCUCACAUGGAGUGGUUUUAAAUAAACUUCCAGUGUUUCAAA
Messenger RNA from Sphaeramia orbicularis (orbiculate cardinalfish), 2989 nucleotides. It is a transcript of the gene scinlb, whose product is annotated as scinderin like b. Lineage: Eukaryota; Metazoa; Chordata; Actinopteri; Kurtiformes; Apogonidae. Gene Ontology annotation, biological process: central nervous system development; actin filament severing; cell projection assembly. Gene Ontology annotation, cellular component: cytoplasm; actin cytoskeleton. The transcript has 18 exons. Gene Ontology annotation, molecular function: actin filament binding; phosphatidylinositol-4,5-bisphosphate binding. The record is from RefSeq and is a predicted model, not a curated record. Bases 142 to 2334 code for a protein of 730 amino acids.